This is a messenger RNA of Coffea eugenioides, 3810 nucleotides long. Its product is annotated as ABC transporter B family member 11-like. The record is from RefSeq and is a predicted model, not a curated record. The transcript has 12 exons. Gene Ontology annotation, molecular function: ATP binding; ABC-type transporter activity; ATP hydrolysis activity. Lineage: Eukaryota; Viridiplantae; Streptophyta; Magnoliopsida; Gentianales; Rubiaceae. Gene Ontology annotation, cellular component: membrane. Gene Ontology annotation, biological process: transmembrane transport. The coding region runs from base 112 to 3810 and encodes 1232 amino acids.
GCAGGCUAUGAACAAGAUUCAGAUUCUAAAUCUAGAAGGAAGAAGAAAGUGGCCCAUAAAGUUCCAUACUACAAGCUUUUCUCCUUCGCUGAUCCUGUUGACUAUGUCUUAAUGGUGGUAGGUACAAUCACAGCAGUUGGAAGUGGGAUUUCCAUGCCCCUUAUGACAGUGCUAUUGGGUGAGAUAAUCAACUCCUUUGGCAAGACACUGGACAGAAAACAAGUCGUACAUGAAGUUUCUAAGGUAUCUUUAAAGUAUGUAUACUUGGCUCUGGGAUCUGGAGUUGCAUCGUUUUCUCAGAUAGCUUGUUGGACAGUCACAGGAGAGAGGCAGGCCGGUAGAAUAAGAAGUUUAUACCUGCGAGCUUUAUUAAUGCAAGAUGUUGCAUUUUUUGACAAAGAAACCAGUACUGGAGAAAUUAUUGAGAGGAUAUCAGUUGAUACUAUUACUAUUCAAGAUGCCAUUAGUGAAAAGGUUGGAAGAUUCAUACAGUUGUCAGCUUCCAUUUUAGGAGCUUUUGUUAUAGCUUUUAUUAAGGGGUGGCUACUCUCCUUGGUCUUGUCGUCUUCAAUUCCGCUACUUGUCCUGACUGCUUCUACAAUGACUAUGAUACUGGCAAAGCGGGCAUCUCGGGGACAAGCAGCCUAUUCAGUUGCAGCAACAGUGGUCGAACAAACUCUAGGCUCAAUUAGAACAGUUGCAUCUUUUACUGGGGAGAAGCAAGCUAUUGCCGAAUAUGACAAAUCCCUGGAUAAAGCUUACAAAUCAGGAGUGCGAGAGGGCUUGGCAGCUGGUUUGGGACGUGGUACCCUUGCGUUUGUUUACUACUGCAGUUAUGGUUUAGCGUUAUGGUUUGGAGCCAAAAUGAUCUUAGAGAAGCACUAUACCGGAGGAGAUGUCCUCAAUGUAACAAUUGCCCUAUUAACUGGAUCCUUUUCCAUUGGACAAGCAUCCCCUUGCUUGAGUGCAUUUGCAUAUGGACAAGCUGCAGGAUUUAAAAUGUUUCAGGUAAUGAAUAGAAAGCCAGUUAUAAGCCCUUCCAAUUUGGGUGGACUAAAAUUGGAUAAUGUGGCUGGCAAUAUAGAACUGAAGGAUGUCUAUUUCAGCUAUCCAACAAGGGUACAUGAACAGAUAUUUAAUGGAUUUUCUCUCUUCGUACCAAGUGGAACAACUACAGCAUUGGUUGGACGAAGUGGAAGCGGAAAAUCAACGGUUCUCAGCCUUAUCGAGAGAUUCUAUGAUCCACAAGCAGGUCAAGUCUUGAUAGAUGGUAUCAACAUCAAAGAGUUUCAACUUAAGUGGAUCAGAAGCAAAAUUGGUCUCGUCAGCCAGGAGCCUAUAUUGUUUGCCUCGAGCAUUAGGGAUAAUAUUGCAUACGGCAAGGAGAACACGAGCCUUGAUGAAAUACAAAUUGCAGCCCAACACGCCAAUGCUACUAAAUUCAUCGACAACUUACCUCAGGGACUAGAUACGAUUGUUGGUAUGCAUGGAAUUCAGAUGUCAGGGGGACAAAAGCAGAGAAUUGCCAUAGCAAGAGCAAUUCUGAAAGACCCUAGCAUUCUACUUCUGGACGAAGCUACAAGUGCUCUUGAUGCAGAAUCUGAACGGAUUGUGCAGAAAGCUCUGGAUGGAAUUAUGGUCAACCGGACGACAGUUAUUGUAGCACAUCGUCUGAGCACAGUGAAAAAUGCAGACAAAAUUGCUGUCAUUGAUCAAGGAAAGAUUGUUGAAAAAGGUCCACAUAGUGAGCUACUACAAGAUCCUGAAGGAGCAUAUUCCCAGCUUGUACGGUUACAACAGCCUAGUAAAGGAUCAGAUGACUAUAUUUUGGAUAAUCAUCAUGAUGGACCAGAGAUUAAAGCAGAUUCUGGAAGACAUUCGAGCCAAAGAAUUUCCUCCUUAAAAUCCAUAAGCCGAUGCUCAUCCGAAACAGGUAACAGUAGCCGUCACUCGUUAUCUGUAUCAACUGGUCUGCCUACCGUUGUCAGGAUGCUAGAAGCAGGAUCGGGAGAAUCCCAAGAAUCAGCUUCCAUGCCAUCAAAAAAAGACCAACAAAGUCCACUUUACCGCUUGGCCUAUCUUAACAAACUCGAAAUUCCACAAUUAUUGCUUGGUUCCUUAGCAGCUGUUGUUACUGGAGCACUUUUACCAAUUUUUGGGGUAAUUCUCUCAAAAGCAAUCAAGACCUUCUAUGAGCCUGCUCAUGAGCUUCAGCAGAAAUCAAGAUUGUGGGCAUUAUUGGUAGUAGUUCUUGGGUUGUCUUAUUUGUUGGCAACACCAUUAAGAGCGUAUUGUUUUGCUGUGGCAGGAUGUAAGCUGAUUAGAUGCAUUCGGUUGAAAUGCUUUGAAAAAAUAGUUCAUAUGGAUAUAAGUUGGUUUGAUAGGCAGGACAACUCAAGUGGUAGAAUUAGUUCCCGGCUUUCGAUUGAUGCAGCAUCUGUGAGGAGUCUAGUUGGCGAAUCGCUUUCUAUGCUUGUUCAGAAUAGUGCCACCGCUUUUGCUGGAUUGAUUAUUGGUUUUGGAGCAAGCUGGAGGUUAUCCCUCAUAGUAACAUUCAUGUUACCACUCAUUACCAUUAAUGGAUACAUGAAUUUAAAAUUUUUAAGUGGAUUCAAUGCGGAUGCAAAGAAGUUGUACGAGGAAGCCACUCAAGUAGCCAGUGAUGCAGUUGGAAGCAUUAGGACAGUUGCUUCCUUUUCUGCAGAGGAUAACGUGAUUCUAUUGUAUGAGAAGAAAUGUAAAGGCCCGGUGACAAAAGGAAUAAAACAAGGAUUAUAUAGUGGUGUAGGAUAUGGUUUGUCCAUGUUCUUCUUGUAUGCAGUUUAUGCAACCACUUUCUAUGCCGGAGCUCGACUUAUUAAAGCUGGCAAGAUAACCUUUGGUGAUGUUUUUCAGGUCUUUUAUGGCUUGAGCAUGGCAGCAAUUGGCAUAUCUCAAUCAAGCGCCCUUAGUCCAGACGCUAGCAAAGCAAGAAGUGGAGCUGCUUCUAUCAUUGCACUUCUUGACCUGAAUUCGCCCAUAGACUCGAGCAAAACCUCGGGAAUUAUAUUGGACAAUGUUAAGGGAGAUAUAGCAUUUCAGAAUGUCAGCUUCAGAUAUCCAAGUAGACCUGAUGUUCAGAUUUUUAAAGAUCUUUGUUUGGCUGUCGAGUCCUGCAAGACACUAGCUCUGGUCGGAGAAAGUGGGAGUGGAAAAUCUACCGUCAUUUCGUUACUGCAAAGAUUUUAUGAUCCUGAUUCUGGUGAAAUCACACUAGACGGAGUGGAACUGAGAAAUCUGAAUUUGAAAUGGUUAAGGCAGCAGAUGGGAUUAGUGAGUCAAGAGCCUGUUUUAUUCAAUGGCACAAUUCGUGCUAACAUCGCAUAUGGCAAAGAAGGCAGUGCCACUGAGGCUGAAAUUAUAUCUGCAGCAGAAAAAGCAAAUGCUCACCAAUUUAUCAGCGGUUUGCAACAGGGCUACGACACACUCGUCGGUGAAAGAGGAAUACAAUUAUCAGGUGGACAGAAGCAAAGAGUGGCGAUUGCCCGAGCAAUUAUAAAGUCCCCCAAGAUCUUACUUCUUGAUGAGGCCACUAGUGCUCUUGAUGCUGAAUCUGAGAAGGUAGUUCAAGAUGCAUUGGUUCAAGCUAUGGUUGGGAAAACCACAAUAGUGGUGGCUCAUAGGCUUUCCACAAUUAGGGGCGCAGACUUGAUUGCAGUUGUUAAAAAUGGAGUGAUUCAAGAGAAAGGAAACCAUGAAAGCUUGAUUAGUAUGAAGGAUGGCAUGUAUGCUUCUCUUAUGGAACAAUAUUCUAGUGCUACAUCAAUAUAA